AUGCCUACAAUAUCUUCAAUGUGGCGAAUCAUUUCUCCCAAGUUUUUAGGUCCAAGAACACCACUUUUCAGAAUCACCAUAUACAAUUCAAUAUGCUUCCCUGAUGCGAUUAAAAUGCAUCGCGAGGAAAUUUGA
Molecule: messenger RNA, 135 nt
Organism: Trichoderma gamsii
Lineage: Eukaryota; Fungi; Ascomycota; Sordariomycetes; Hypocreales; Hypocreaceae
Exons: 2
Coding region: 1-135 (44 amino acids)
Source: RefSeq, a predicted model, not a curated record